Sycon ciliatum is the source of this 906-nucleotide messenger RNA. RefSeq lists its product as uncharacterized. The transcript is spliced from 2 exons. Bases 1 to 906 code for a protein of 301 amino acids. The record is from RefSeq and is a predicted model, not a curated record. Lineage: Eukaryota; Metazoa; Porifera; Calcarea; Leucosolenida; Sycettidae.
AUGAGGGUGGUUAGUGUCAGUACUGUACUGCUGCUAGUGAGCCUGCUGUCUGCCGUCGCUCUAGCUAGUGAUGGGAGUGAUCAACAGGGGCGAGCAAAGAACGGGCAAAGAGCUGUGGAGGAGCUGCUGAGAGAAUUGGCCGAAGGGGAUGAUGCGGAUGAUGAUAAUGAUGAUGAUGAUGUUGACGUGAGUGACGGAGAAGCUCUGUAUCACGCAUCGAAGGAAAGCUAUGGCCGUGAUCAAGAAAAAUUUGGCGAUGAUGAGGAUGAUGGUGAUCAGUGGCGGACGCGUGAGAGUGGAAAUACCGAAUACCUUGACGAUGAUCACGAUGAAGACGAUGGUGACAGCGACGAUGAUUACAAACGACUUGGUGAAUUUCGGAAGCGUUUAAAGGCACUGCCAUUUAUUAUUCAUAGAUUUGCACCACCGGUUGCCGUCACGCUGCCCAGAAUUUCUCUGGAGAAGUUCAUUUUUCACCAACCUACUGACUUUCCCAAACCGUUACCUUUAAUUGCCACUCCGGCUCCUCCAACCAAUCCACCAUCUAGCCAAGCCGCCGUGGGAACGGUUCAAACAACCCAAAACCAGCUAACCCAGAACCCCACAACGAACCAAGCCAUAACGUCACCGCAAGAAGAAAUCAUUGUUCAAACUGAGCCCCGAAUUUUACCGCGCGUGCAGACCAUGGAAGAGGCAACACCUGCUCCCACCAGACCCCAGCAGUCGUCACCUGCACGCGUACCCGCCUCCGUACCUGCUACACGAGGCGUCUCCUGGCCCAACGCCAGCAAUGUCUUGUUUUCACCGUGGAUGCAUACGUGGAUGUGCGAGCAGCCGGUGUAUAACACGGGCCAGUGUCUCCGACAGUGCCUUGGGUUGGCACAGUCACAAUCACACCGUCUCUAG